Molecule: messenger RNA, 1560 nt
Organism: Ramularia collo-cygni
Lineage: Eukaryota; Fungi; Ascomycota; Dothideomycetes; Mycosphaerellales; Mycosphaerellaceae
Exons: 2
Coding region: 1-1560 (519 amino acids)
Source: RefSeq, a predicted model, not a curated record
AUGUACCUCUCACGACCUCAUCGCAAGCUCCUCAAGACUGUUAAUGGUAAAGAUCAUGCGACUGAAGACGAUCACAUUUCCUCGGAUGYAGCGACCGCGGCACCACUUCCCACUCCACCGGAUACAGGACGGCAGUCACGAUCAAAGAGAAAAAGUAAACCUGGAUCGGAAGUCAUCGACAUUGAUGAUGAUCCYUCACCCCCGAUGAAUGAGAAGAAGGAAGAGGACGACGAUCCGUACCGCGAUCCGGUUUCUAGCGACGACGAUAUGGCGAGCAAGAAGGCGGCCGCGGGGUUUGUGGAUGCACGACCUAGUAUUCCGGACAGGAAGAUUCCGGAGGAGAGCAAGAUGCAGUUCAAGAAGACCACGGUACCCACUCUGAAAGAUGAGACGGAUAAUGUCAAGAAGGCUGCAUUUUGCUUGCCUGGGGUGACGUCGGCCUCGACCACGGCUCCGAAGAGGGACAGAGAGCUCGUGGGUGAUGCGGAGCUCGACGAGGAUAGUGACGGCCCGAUAUUCAGCUCGCAGCCUAAGAAAAAGCCCAAGACUUCUGGGAAUAUACACGUCGCUCCACGAUCGAGUCAGCAGAAGAACUUUGGCAGUCGCCAGAAAGAGACGGAUCAAAGGAGGAAGGUAGCUGAAGAGAUAGCUCGGAAGAAGAAGAAAAGGAAGGAAGAGAAAGAGAAUGAGAGGAAGAAGUUCAAGUCAUUGGAUAUAAAUUUGAGAAGCGGAUCCUCAGCAGCGGCCACAUUCAAGCGUCACGACUUGCCAUCUCUAAAGGGUAGUACAACAGCCGGAGCAACAGAUGGUGUGAGCAAUGUCGACGGCGACUCCUCCCCAUUGAGCUCACUUUCCGCUUCCCCGGAACCGGAUCCGAUGGGCAUCGUAUGCGAGACUUGUCAUGAGAGGGUGAAUAAGCUGGUCAAGGAAGAAUACGACGACGAGUACGUAAAGGGCAAGUCAUGGAACAUUCAAUGGCAGGAAAGAUUCUGUGAAUGGCACCGCACACAGACGGCGAAGGAGUCAUGGAAAGAGAGAGGCUAUCCGGAUAUCGAUUGGACGGGUCUGGAGCGCCGGAUGCAACAACAUGACCCUCUUCUGCUAUGUGUGUUGAGGAAUGAGAAGAAGUCCCAACAUCGAGACGAAUAUGCAGCCAAGGUGAAGGCAAAGAGCAUGAGCGGCGGCUUCAAGGAUUCGAAGAUCAAGCCAGGAGCAACCGUGGGUUAUUAUGGGCCAAAGGGGGAGAAGGCAAUGAGCGAACACAUUUUGAGUGGACUGUCUGACGAAAUCCGGCAGCGUGCGAAGACAGACAGGCUUGUUUCUCCUUCCGGUUAUCAGGGCGGUAUCUCUGGCUUCGUGCAGGGUGUUCUGGUGCCUCAUCUGGCCGAGCUCAUGAUCAAGGAUGACAUGAAGUUGAAGGGACAGAACUGGGCAGUACGAGCGCGAGAACUCAUUGCGGAGAGUGCAGAGAUGGGGGAGCUGGUUAACCCAGAGACGGCCGAUCGUAAUCCCCAGGUUGAGGGUGAGGGUGAGGGACAAGACGACUGGAUGCUUCAAUAG